Acipenser ruthenus (sterlet) is the source of this 1407-nucleotide messenger RNA. RefSeq names its product ras-related protein ORAB-1. Gene Ontology annotation, molecular function: GTPase activity; GTP binding. NCBI's taxonomy places the organism in Eukaryota, Metazoa, Chordata, Actinopteri, Acipenseriformes, Acipenseridae. The coding region runs from base 175 to 792 and encodes 205 amino acids. The transcript has 6 exons. The record is from RefSeq and is a predicted model, not a curated record.
CUGUUUGAGGAGUUGCUAUUUCCUGGUUAGACUGUCAGCCAUUUUGGGUUUGAGACAACCAGCCUUUAGGUUUUUGGGGAGUAGUUACUUUUAAUUUGACUAAACAGUUUCAAUUUGAAGUUCUUUAAAGCAAAGGGGAGCACCAUUUUACAAGAAGAGGGAGUCUAAAGUGACAUGUCAACAAUGAAUCCCGAAUAUGAUUAUUUAUUCAAGCUGCUUCUGAUUGGUGACUCCGGUGUGGGAAAAUCUUGCCUCCUUCUUCGGUUUGCAGAUGAUACAUACACAGAAAGCUACAUUAGCACAAUUGGCGUGGACUUUAAAAUAAGAACUAUAGAAUUAGAUGGAAAGACAAUCAAGCUUCAAAUUUGGGACACAGCAGGGCAGGAAAGGUUCCGAACGAUCACAUCCAGUUACUACAGAGGAGCGCAUGGCAUUAUAGUUGUUUAUGAUGUUACAGACCAAGAGUCUUUCAACAAUGUUAAACAGUGGCUACAGGAGAUUGACCGUUAUGCCAGUGAAAAUGUUAACAAGUUAUUGGUAGGGAACAAAUGUGACCUAACUACAAAGAAGGUUGUGGACUACACAACGGCAAAGGAAUUUGCAGACUCUCUCGGAAUUCCAUUUUUGGAAACCAGUGCAAAGAAUGCAACAAAUGUAGAACAAGCCUUCAUGACAAUGGCUGCGGAGAUUAAAAAACGAAUGGGCCCAGGAGCUACAGCUGGUGGAUCAGAGAAGUCCAAUGUUAAAAUCCAGAGCACUCCAGUCAAGCCAUCUUCUGGAGGCUGCUGCUAAGGUCCUCCUUAUCUUCUCUCCCAUAAAUCUAUGAUGUAAUAAGCCCAAGUGUAAGAAAAGUUGCCUGAAUUGUACUGUAUGUGGCCGCACUACUACAAAUUCUUCAAACAAGGUCAGCAAUUCAACGGUCAAUCCCUGGCUGUUUUUAUCCCCACAAUUCAAGACCGCUAACUUCAUUUUCAGAACUGUUUUAAACCUUUGUGUGCUGGUUUAUAAAUAAUAAUGUGUGUAAAUCUCAUUGCUUUACUACAGGACAGUUCUGUGGUUGGUUUAAAUAAAGUUUUUUUGUUUUGAUGUUUAUAUUGGCAUGUUUAGCUGUCCAGUUAGGUCCUCCUCUGAAGAUGAAGUUCAGCCAUUUGCGCAACCAACAGCACAACAGUGUUUCACUGUCUAUGGCAUCAAUAACGUUUAGUGAAAUAUGUUAUAUAUGUAAGAUCUGAUUUGCUAGUCCUUCUGUAGAGAGAUAAGUGGAAUAAAUUACAUUAUAUGAUUAGCAGUUUAACUUCAUAAUCUCUGCAUAUAAUUUGUGGCUGCAGACUAUUGUAAUUUGUUGCACAACAUGUAACAUUAAACAACUGAAGAAAUGUUUAAUAAAUAUUGUACUUAUUGAAAUUA